ACUAGAAAAAUAACUGCACCCACGCGGCUUUAUCUGACAUUGGCAGUAGAGCAGGAUCGUUCAUGUUUAUCAAAACAGCCGGCAACUUCCUUUCGCAGCGAAAGGUUGGCUAGGACGAGAGUCAUUGUCUUCACUGACUGUAUGGAACCUACUCAAGCAGAUUUUCGCCUACGAAGUUAUCAAACAAAUGUUGAAAAAUACAUCAGCACCAUGAAAAAACAUCAGGUUCUGCUUGUAUUGUCACAAGGCAUGGUUCCCAGCCAUUUGUUAUUGCGGAGACUGGGGUGUGUGCGGCCGGCGUCGGCGGCUGCCAGCCAGCGGCGCCACGGCGCGCCGAGCCGCUCGCAGGUCGACCUCGCCGUGGUCGGAGGCGGAAUUGUGGGCGCAGCAGCAGCACUGCAAAUCAAGAAGAGAUUUCCAACGCUGCAGGUUGUCAUUCUAGAAAAAGAGGCAACUUUAGCUGCUCACCAGUCGGGACAUAACAGCGGGGUUGUCCACGCUGGCAUCUACUAUACGCCCGGCUCUCUGAAGGCCCAGCUGUGUGUCAGAGGACUGCGCAUGACCUACGACUUCUGUGAUCAGCACAACGUUCCUUACAGAAAGAUCGGCAAGCUGAUAGUGGCGCUGGACGGGACCGAGAUGGCCGGCCUCCGGCAGCUGCACGAGCGCGGCCAGCGCAACGGCGUGCCCGGACUGGAGCUGCUGGACGCCGACGGCCUGCGCCACAUCGCGCCCCACUGCACGGGCGUGGCCGCGCUGUGGUCGCCUCAGACGGGUAUCGUCGACUGGUCGGCCGUCACCCGCGAGUACGGACGCCAGUUCGAGCGGCUCGGCGGCCGGCUGCGCCUCGGCACCGAGGUGACCGGCUUCGAGCAGCUGACCGAGCCCAGCCGGCCUCUGCUACUGCGCUGCGGCACACAGCGGCCGGAGCGCGCCCGGUUCGUCAUCACCUGCGGCGGUCUGCACGCCGACCGGCUGGCCGCCCUCUCCGGCUGCGGGCCAGAGCCGCGCCUGGUGCCCGUCCGCGGAGAGUAUCUGCUGCUGCGACCCGAGAAGGCGCACCUGGUGCCCACCAACAUCUACCCGGUACGUGUUGCCGACCACCCGCCCGGCACUUGUACCUAG
Molecule: messenger RNA, 1125 nt
Organism: Amphibalanus amphitrite
Lineage: Eukaryota; Metazoa; Arthropoda; Thecostraca; Balanomorpha; Balanidae
Gene: L2HGDH
Product: L-2-hydroxyglutarate dehydrogenase, mitochondrial-like
Exons: 7
Coding region: 142-1125 (327 amino acids)
Molecular function (GO): (S)-2-hydroxy-acid oxidase activity; (S)-2-hydroxyglutarate dehydrogenase activity
Source: RefSeq, a predicted model, not a curated record